AUGCCAAUCGGACACAAGGCCAGGCUUUCUGUGGAGUCCUGGAAUCUGCUGAAUGAUAACAUUGAGCAACAGCUGUUGGCUCUAGGUGUUGAUUUCCCCCGAAAAUGUGGAGUUGUCGUAGACCUGGAUCGGUGGAAGGCAUCUGAGCUAAAACAGUUUCUUCUGUACAGAGGACCCGUUGUUUUACGGGAUAUCUUACAUUCUGACGUUCACGAUUGUUUCAUGUAUUUUUCGGUAACCAUUUUCGUAGGCUAUUCACCUUUUUUCCACAACGCUAUGCCGAUUUUCAAUCGACGUUUCCAAAAUUUCUGUGUCAAAAUUUGGUGCUGUUUUUGGUCCCAGUCAUUUAGUCUACAACAUACACCUCUUCCCCAAUUUAUUCAAUUUCGUCAAGAUUUACGAUUGCUUGGAUCAUUUUCCGUUUUCCCUAUGAAUCCUGGGGCAUAUGAAGCAUUACAUACAUGGGCCAAAACCAUCAGCUCUUCAGCUUUACUGCCGACUGGCCGAGUGUGUGGGAUUGCAUGCUGUCGAAUGGAAGAUAUUUUUGGAUGA
Molecule: messenger RNA, 552 nt
Organism: Opisthorchis viverrini
Lineage: Eukaryota; Metazoa; Platyhelminthes; Trematoda; Opisthorchiida; Opisthorchiidae
Exons: 2
Coding region: 1-552 (183 amino acids)
Source: RefSeq, a predicted model, not a curated record